AUGACUACGUCUAGCGUUUCAACUGAGUCCAACAUUCGUACAUAUUCAAUAAAUUCUAGUAUUUCUAACAACAACUCGACGUCAAACGAGUCUAAGACUUCCAAAAAGAAAAAAAAUGGAGAUGAUGCACCAAGACCCCAUGUCUGUCCUAUUUGUAGUAGAGCAUUUCAUAGAUUGGAACAUCAAACGAGACAUAUGAGAACACAUACAGGAGAAAAACCACAUGCUUGUGAUUUCCCAAAUUGUUCAAAAAAAUUUAGUAGAUCUGAUGAACUGACAAGACAUAAACGAAUCCAUACUAAUCCAACGCCAAAACGGAAAAGGGGUAGAAAGAAGAAAAGUGAACAAGCUAACAAUGGAACAAGUAGUAUAGUUACAAAUGAGUCUACUACAAAACUAGGGUCGACUUUUCAUAUUGGUGAUGAUGAAUUAUCAACAACUUUAACUGCCUCGCCAAAAUUCUCUGAUACUACAAGAUCAGUUUCACAAACAUCUUUCGAUAAUGCGAUGCAACCAAUAGCCAACUUUUAUAAUCAACCACCACCAGCACCACCAGCACCACAGCAGCAACAACAACAACCACAUUAUAAACCAAAUGUCACCCAACAACAUCCAAUAUUAUCGAGAAACAAUAGUAGACUGAGAUUGAAUGCAUUGUCAUCUUUACAAAUGAUGACACCUUUGUAUAAUUCAAAGGAGAACCAGCCUUCCAUUACAAAUAGGUCCAGUACUAUAUUAAGACCAAUAUAUAUGGAUGUGCCUGAUCAUUUUCCAACACGAAACCAGCCUUCAUAUGGAUUUCCACAACGACAUGAAAUAAUACCAAGACCUAAAUCAUUAACAGAUAUAACACAGUACAGCACUGCAAAUAAUUCAAUGACAAUAAUUAACAGUUAUUCUACAGAUACUUUAAAAAGACCUAGUUCCUCAUUAAGUUUGAAAGAUCUUAUCUCUAAAGAGACAGAUGUUAUCAAGAAUCAUAGCAGCAAUUUCUCAUACGGAGACAAUUCUGAUUCAGAUUUAGAAAAUGAAUUAAAAGAAGAAGACGAUUAUUUACAAGAAUCAUCCCGUAAGAAAUCUAGACCUUCUACACCAAGUCUGAGUAGAUCAACAAGUAGUACAAACCUUUACAAUCUCUCUGCAUUGACUACUUCUUCUUCAGCAAUUUUCCAGGAAGAAAUAGAUCGUAAGUUACAAGGAUUACAAGAACAACGACAACAAUCAAGUUUACUACUACAACAAUCUCAACCUCAACCUCAGCAUCAGCCUCAAACCCGGUCUAAAAAUUUAUUACCACCUAUAAGAAGUCUUCCACUCCAAUUUCCAACUGGUUAG
This is a messenger RNA of Arxiozyma heterogenica, 1335 nucleotides long. RefSeq names its product transcription factor MIG1 (gene MIG1). NCBI's taxonomy places the organism in Eukaryota, Fungi, Ascomycota, Saccharomycetes, Saccharomycetales, Saccharomycetaceae. Gene Ontology annotation, molecular function: RNA polymerase II cis-regulatory region sequence-specific DNA binding. Bases 1 to 1335 code for a protein of 444 amino acids. The record is from RefSeq and is a predicted model, not a curated record. Gene Ontology annotation, cellular component: nucleus; cytoplasm. The transcript has a single exon.